Messenger RNA from Pochonia chlamydosporia 170, 390 nucleotides. RefSeq lists its product as hypothetical. Bases 1 to 390 code for a protein of 129 amino acids. The transcript is spliced from 3 exons. NCBI's taxonomy places the organism in Eukaryota, Fungi, Ascomycota, Sordariomycetes, Hypocreales, Clavicipitaceae. The record is from RefSeq and is a predicted model, not a curated record.
AUGCAGCCCUUGUCCUUGUCCGUUGCUGUCCUCAGCCUAGCCAGUGCUGCCUCGGCAACGAAUCCCAAGACCACCAUUACAGCAACUGCAACGCGUACGACCACAGUCUAUGCGGCCCCAACUCCAGUGACGAAAUGUGUAACCACUGUCACCGUGUCCACCUGCAUGGCGGGAACGACGACAGUAUAUAAGACGAUUGCUGCGGUUCCCUCGGAAAUUGACUGCAAGGGCUGCAAGCUAUCUGUGGUGACGAAAACACACGGAACGCUCAAGCCUACCGUCACUGUUACAAAAGACUACACGCUCCAGCACCCACCAGUUUGCACGACUUUGCCUAAGCCGCCAACGUACACCAACCGUUAUUACGCCCGCAAGGCAAACCGAGCUUAA